AUUUGAUAAACAACAAAAAAACCAAUCAUCAUCUCCAUCUUCUUCUUCUCUCACUACUUUCUCUCUCUAGAAAAAAAAUUCUCUCAAUCCGCAUUAUACAACGAUCUUAUCAUCAACAUCAUCUGCUAUUAACAAUAACAGACUCACCAGUUCACACCUCAUAUAAUUGACACGAAGUUAAACGGGUGGGUAAGGGCUUGAGUUAAACGGGUUCGGGUCGCUGAGACAAGAAGAAGAAGAAGAUUAAGCACUGCUGCAGCAUCUAUGUUGAACUUAUUCAACCUAAAGAGGCUAUCUUGGGGAAAUGACACAGAUGAUGGGAAACAAAAGGUUGCAUUAUCUGCUACACAAGUAGAAUCAAUCCGCUCAGAACUUGCUGAUUUAGAGGAACGAGAAGCUCAUCUAAAAGCUCGGUUGGAACAUAUUGAUGAAAUUCUGCGUUCUGCUCGUCUUUCAGGCUAUUUACAGAUGCGAACUAGAUGGACCGCACUUCCUGGAGAACCAGCACCUCUUGAUGAUUCUGAAGUUGAUGACUGGCUUCCACGAUUCGUUGUUCUUCAAGGAACAUGCAUUUUCUUGUAUUUUGUGUCCACAGAUCUAAGUCCACAAGACUCCACCCUUUUGUCUGAUGUUGUGGAAGUUGGACAUAUGCCAUGUCAUACUCAAGAAGACGAUGACGCUGCUCGGUAUCAUUUUUACAUAGUUACGCGUCAGGGAUUGAGAUAUGAAUGCUCAAGUGCUUCAAAAUUGCAGGUGGAUGCUUGGGUGGCAACGUUGCAAGACGAGUGCAAGUUGGGAUCAGAUUCAACCACUCUUGAUCAUUUAUCUGAUACAUCAAAGUAAUUUGUGCAAAUUUUAGGAUUUUAUUUGUACAGUUGUUGGUUAUUGGGUUAUUCUGUACAUACACAUAAUGCUACCACUCAAUAAAAUAUCUUGUAAAUUCUGUCAUUUGUGGUUCUGGAAGCCAAGUAGGGGUAUGAAUAUGUCGUUGAUUA
This is a messenger RNA of Helianthus annuus (common sunflower), 995 nucleotides long. RefSeq lists its product as uncharacterized. Lineage: Eukaryota; Viridiplantae; Streptophyta; Magnoliopsida; Asterales; Asteraceae. The transcript has 7 exons. The coding region runs from base 265 to 843 and encodes 192 amino acids. The record is from RefSeq and is a predicted model, not a curated record.